ACAACUCUUUCUUUUGUCAAACAAGAAACAAUCUUCUCUCAAACUCAAACGUAGUAAACCAAGCAAUUAAAGACCUAACAUUAAUGGCUGUUUCCAACGUUUUGAAGCUCUCGUUGCUGGUGAGCCUUCUGUCUGGUCUGUGGCCAGCAGAGAAGACCCAACACAAUAAGAGCUUAGGAAUAUUUCCACCAACAUGUAAUCGGAUAGAGUGCCCAAGCUUUGAAGUAGUUGAUGUGGGAAAUGGGUACGAGAUUCGCCGUUACAAUUCCACCAUGUGGGCUUCAACAUCUGCCAUUCAAGAUAUCUCCCUUGUUGAUGCCACCAGAACUGGUUUCUUGCAGCUAUUUGACUACAUCCAAGGGAAGAACUACUACAAAGAGAAAAUAGAAAUGACAGCACCAGUGAUCACUGAAGUCUCGCCAAGUGACGGGCCAUUCUGCGAAUCUUCAUUUCUGGUGAGCUUCUACGUGCCGAAGAAGAACCAGGCGAAUCCAGCCCCUGCCAAAGGCUUGCAAAUUCAGAAAUGGAAGCCAACUUAUGUGGCAGUGAGACAGUUUGGCGGCUUUGUAUCCGACUAUGAGAUUGGAGAGGAAGCCGCUGCACUACAAGCCAGCAUUGUCGGCACAGUGUGGUCCGACGCCAUCGAAAAGAGCCAUGGAAAAGACCGUACUACGGUUUACACAGUUGCGCAGUACAAUUCCCCGUUCGAGUUUGACAAUAGGGUGAAUGAGAUUUGGUUGCGGUUUGAUCUGGAAGAGUAAAGACGAGGCUGUAAUGUAGGAGUUAAGAAAGGAUUGUGUAUGAUGCAGACUUGAGGAAAGAAGAGAGUUUCGAAAUGCUUCGUGGUGAGGAAAUGUUUGCUUUGUGUAUUGCUGUCGAACUCGUCUUGUUAGAAUAAAUUAUAGUAUGAAAUGGGAUUAGAGUUUUUUCCCCUCUUAA
Molecule: messenger RNA, 939 nt
Organism: Morus notabilis
Lineage: Eukaryota; Viridiplantae; Streptophyta; Magnoliopsida; Rosales; Moraceae
Product: heme-binding protein 2
Exons: 2
Coding region: 84-761 (225 amino acids)
Source: RefSeq, a predicted model, not a curated record